UUCACCACUAAUUCAAAUUAAAAAUUUAAAAAUUAAAAUAAGAAAACAAAGCAUUAUCAGAUUUUGUGCCACGAACUUUUGUUUUCAGGGUUCCUUUCACUCUGCUGAGUUGGGCCAAAGAUAAUUUCUACAUGGUUUUGUUUCUCAGCAACAGUAAAGCGAAAACAAAAAGCUUCACAGCGAAGAAAAAUGGAGACAAGGGUUCCCUCCUUCUACUUCUUCCUCUUUUCUCUCUCAUUACUGCUACUUCUUCUCUUCCCUUUUUCUUCAGCUCAGAUGCCAGGUUUCAUAAGUUUGGACUGUGGAGGUAACGAAAACUUCACUGAUGAAAUUGGUAUCGAAUGGACUCCUGAUGACAAACUGACUUUCGGAGAAAUAAGCACUAUAUCGGUUGUGAAUGAGACACGAAAGCAAUACACAACGCUUCGACACUUUCCGGCAGAUUCCAGGAAAUACUGCUACUCGCUUGAUGUUGACAGUAGAACAAGAUACCUGCUGAGGGCAUCAUUCUUGUAUGGGAACUUUGAUAAUAACAAUGUUUAUCCGAAAUUCGACAUUUCUGUUGGAGCAACUCAUUGGUCUACUAUUGUUAUAUCUGAUGCUGACACUAUUGAAGUGAUAGAGCUUAUCUUUCUGGCUACAAGUCCUACAGUUAGUGUAUGUUUAUCAAAUGCAACAACUGGGAAGCCGUUUAUUUCUACACUUGAACUCCGGCAAUUCAAUGGUUCUGUUUAUUAUACAGAAAUCGAGGAACAAUAUUACCUCAGUGUCUCUGCUAGGAUCAAUUUUGGUGCUGAGAGUGAUGCUCCUGUCAGGUAUCCUGAUGAUCCAUUUGAUAGAAUUUGGCAGUCAGAUUCUAUCAAGAAAGCCAAUUAUCUUGUCGAUGUUGCUGCCGGAACUCAGAAAAUUUCAACCAAUAUGUCAAUUGAUGUUAACAGAGAUGAAAUGCCACCAGUAAAAGUAAUGCAGACAGCUGUAGUCGGUACAAACGGGUCCUUAACUUACCGGCUAAACUUGGAUGGUUUUCCUGGUAUGGGUUGGGCUUUCACCUAUUUUGCAGAGAUUGAAGAUUUGCUAGAAAAUGAAUCAAGAAAAUUCAGGCUAGUACUUCCAGGCCACAAUGAUAUGAGCAAGGCUGUGGUAAAUAUCGAAGAAAAUGCUCAAGGGAAAUAUCGCCUUUACGAACCAGGAUAUACCAAUUUAUCCUUACCAUUCGUGCUGUCCUUUAGAUUUGUCAAGACAUCUGAUUCUACCAGGGGCCCUCUUCUAAAUGCCAUGGAGAUAAAUAAAUAUCUAAAGAAAAGUGAUGGUUCUCCUGAUGGUGAUACUAUAUCUGCCGUACUUUCGCACUACUCUUCCGCAGACUGGGCUCAAGAAGGGGGUGACCCUUGCCUACCUGCUCCAUGGUCAUGGGUCCGCUGUAGCUCAGAUCCACAGCCAAAAAUUGUUUCAAUUUUAUUGUCAGGUAAAAACUUGACAGGCAAUAUUCCGUUGGACAUUACCAAGUUGACUGGUCUUGUUGAAAUAUGGCUUGAUGGAAAUAUGUUGACUGGUACAAUACCGGAUUUUACUGGAUGCAUGGACUUAAAGAUCAUUCAUCUUGAAAACAACCACUUAACAGGUCAAUUACCUUCCUCUCUGGUGAACCUUCCGAAUUUGAGGGAAUUGUAUGUGCAAAAUAAUAUGUUAUCUGGAACAAUACCUUCAGACCUUCUGAGUGAAGAUUUGGUCAUAAAUUACUCUGGAAACAUUGAUCUUCAUAAGAAAAGUGGAAAACAAAGCCAUAUGAUUGUAAUCAUAGGUUCAUCUGCUGGCGCUGCGGUUCUUCUUCUGGCAACUAUCAUCUCUUGCUUGUUUUUGCGUAAAGGAAAGAAAAAAUAUUAUGAGCAAGACAAACUUGUCUCUCGCCCAUCUCAAAGUAUUGGUUCUACCGUGAGUGAAGGUCCUUCAAACGCAGAAGCUGCUCACUGCUUCAGUUUUUCUGAAAUUGAAAGUUCAACCAAUAACUUCGAGAGAAAAAUUGGUUCCGGAGGUUUUGGAGUUGUUUACUAUGGGAGACUGAAAGAUGGAAAAGAGAUAGCAGUUAAAGUUCUAACCAGUAAUUCCUACCAAGGCAAACGAGAGUUCUCCAAUGAGGUUACUCUUCUAUCAAGAAUACAUCACAGAAACUUGGUACAGCUUCUCGGUUAUUGCCGCGAAGAAGGGAAUAGCAUGCUUAUUUAUGAGUACAUGCAUAACGGGACUCUCAAAGAACAUCUUUACGGUCCAUUAACACAUGGACGAAGCAUCAAUUGGAUCAAGCGCCUUGAGAUUGCAGAAGAUGCCGCAAAAGGAAUAGAAUAUCUUCAUACAGGAUGUGUUCCUGCAGUCAUACAUAGAGACCUAAAAACCAGCAAUAUUCUUCUUGACAAGCAAAUGCGAGCCAAGGUUUCAGAUUUCGGCCUUUCAAAACUUGCUGUUGAUGGAGCUUCCCAUGUCUCUAGCAUAGUCCGGGGGACAGUAGGAUAUCUUGAUCCUGAGUACUAUAUUUCUCAGCAGCUGACUGACAAGAGUGAUAUUUAUAGUUUUGGAGUUAUUCUUCUUGAACUCAUAUCUGGUCAAGAAGCAAUAUCGAAUGACAGCUUUGGCGCCAAUUGCCGAAACAUAGUCCAGUGGGCAAAAUUACAUAUUGAGAGUGGAGACAUACAAGGUAUCAUUGAUCCAGUGCUAAGAAACAACUAUGAUCUACAAUCAAUGUGGAAAAUUGCAGAGAAAGCAUUGAUGUGCGUCCAACCUCACGGCCAUAUGCGGCCGCCAAUAUCAGAAGUCCUCAAGGAGAUCCAAGAUGCGAUCACCAUCGAGAGAGAGGCUGGAGGCAAUUCAGACGAGUUAUCAAGAAAUUCUUUACUUUCUUCCAAGAACAUUAUUGGUUCUAUGGAUCUGGCCGGAACUGCGAACUUUGUGUCGAUUGAUGAAUCCAUGGCACAGCCUACUGCAAGAUAGAUCUGUGUUGUAAACACGCCCAAUUCUUUCCCACCCUGCUUCCUUUGUUGUCUUGAAUUUUGCAGGCAUUGCCCGUAUGUGGUCUAAAAGGUUUUAUGCUGCUUAACAAUUUUCAACAUAUCAUUUUUUUCCCCUGAAAAGAAAGAAGCAAUUUCAUCCAAUGUGAUUUAAA
Arachis ipaensis is the source of this 3154-nucleotide messenger RNA. RefSeq names its product putative LRR receptor-like serine/threonine-protein kinase At1g67720. Gene Ontology annotation, molecular function: protein binding; ATP binding; protein kinase activity. Gene Ontology annotation, biological process: protein phosphorylation. The record is from RefSeq and is a predicted model, not a curated record. NCBI's taxonomy places the organism in Eukaryota, Viridiplantae, Streptophyta, Magnoliopsida, Fabales, Fabaceae.